AGAGAAACUCUACCACUGCUCCCGUUGUGAUAAAAUAUUUAGCAUGAACACCAGUCGGGUGAUACACAAGAACACUCACACUGGGGAAAAACCAUAUGAGUGUCUGUAUUGUGGGGAAUGUUUUGUGAAUAAUUCCAAGCUUGUGACACACCAGAGGACUCACACAGGAGAGAAGCCAUAUGAGUGUCUGGAUUGUGGGAAAAAGUUCAAUCAUAAUUCGAACCUGGUGAUACAUCAGCGGACUCACACUGGAGAAAAACCAUAUGAGUGUCUGUAUUGUGGGGAAAGUUUCAGCCAGAAUUCAAACCUGGUGGCACACCAGAGGACUCACACUGGAGAAAAACCAUAUGAAUGUCUGUAUUGUGGGAAAAGUUUCAGUCAGAAUUCCAACCUGGGGAAACACCAGAGGACUCACACGGGAGAGAAACUCUAUUGUUCAGAUUGUGGGAAAGGUUUUACUUGCAAUUCUGACCUUGUGUUACACCAGAGGACUCACACAGGAGAAAAACCAUAUGAGUGCCCAGAUUGUGGAAAAAGUUUCAGGCGGAAUUCCUCCCUUAUAGAACACCAGAGGACUCAUACAGGAGAGAAGCCAUAUGAGUGUCCAGAUUGUGGGAAAAGUUUCAAGCGUAUUUGCCAUCUGGGGAGACACCAGAGGAUUCACACAGGAGAGAAACCAUAUGAAUGUCUGGAUUGUGGGAAAAGGUUCAGACAGAGUUCUACCCUGGUGAUACACAAGAGGACUCACACAGGAGAGAAACCAUAUGAGUGUCCGGACUGUGGGAAAAGUUUCAGUCAGAAUUCUCAUCUGAUCUUACACCAGAGGUCUCAUACAGGAGAGAAACCAUAUGAGUGUCUGGAUUGUGGGAAAA
Notechis scutatus (mainland tiger snake) is the source of this 872-nucleotide messenger RNA. The record is from RefSeq and is a predicted model, not a curated record. NCBI's taxonomy places the organism in Eukaryota, Metazoa, Chordata, Lepidosauria, Squamata, Elapidae.